Molecule: messenger RNA, 1008 nt
Organism: Nerophis lumbriciformis (worm pipefish)
Lineage: Eukaryota; Metazoa; Chordata; Actinopteri; Syngnathiformes; Syngnathidae
Source: RefSeq, a predicted model, not a curated record
AUGGGUACAGUGCUGUCCCUCUCCCCCAGCUACCGCAAAGCAGCCCUGUUCGAGGACGGCCCGGCUACUGUGGGUCACUACACGGCGGUGCAGAACAGCAAGAAUGCCAAAGAUGCGGCGGCAGCUGCCGCCAAAUCCCUCAAACGCCCCUCCAUCAUCAGUGUGCUGCCAUGGAAACGUAUUGUGGCCGUAUCAGCCAAAAGAAAGGGCUCUAAGAAGCUGCAGUCGGAUGGCGGCGAUGGUGGGAAGGGAUGCUCGCCUGAUGCGGACGACUCCAUCACCACUAAUUCGGCUUCUAACAGUUUGAAGCUGAAGAAGUCACAAUCCUGCGCAAAUCUUUCCGCUUACUCCUCCUGCCAGGAUCCCUCAGCCACCGCCUUGACUACCUCCUCCCACCUUCCCACCUCCAAGACCCUCAUUAACGUAGCUACUGUCGCUGCCAAAAAGAAUUCCCUAACUGGCUCCGGGAUCCAGCCUCCAACUGCAGUUGGCACGCCAAAGCGUGUCAUUGUUCAGGCCUCCACCAGCGAGCUGAUGCGCAGCUUGGGCGAAUUCCUGUGCCGCCGCUGCUACCGUCUAAAGCGUCUCUCGCCGACCGAUCCGGUGCUGUGGCUGCGCAGCGUGGACCGCUCCCUCCUCCUUCAGGGUUGGCAGGAUCAGGGCUUUAUCACUCCGGCCAACGUGGUCUUCCUCUACAUGCUGUGCCGCGACGUGGUCUCCGCCGAAGUGGCCUCGGAGCGCGAGCUGCAGGCCUCGCUGCUCACGUGCCUCUACCUGUCCUACUCCUACAUGGGCAACGAGAUCUCGUACCCGCUGAAGCCCUUCUUGGUGGAGGCCGAGAAGGAAGCGUUUUGGGACCGUUGCUUGGAGAUCAUCAACCGCAUGAGCGGCAAGAUGCUCCAGAUCAACACCGACCCGCACUUCUUCACCCAGGUGUUUGCUGACCUGAAGAAUGAGAGCAAGAAAGAAGAGGAGAAGACCAAACUCUUUAUAGGCCUUGACCGAUAA